This is a messenger RNA of Letharia columbiana, 516 nucleotides long. RefSeq lists its product as uncharacterized. The transcript is spliced from 3 exons. The record is from RefSeq and is a predicted model, not a curated record. Gene Ontology annotation, cellular component: cytoplasm; TRAPP complex; nucleus. Lineage: Eukaryota; Fungi; Ascomycota; Lecanoromycetes; Lecanorales; Parmeliaceae. Gene Ontology annotation, biological process: endoplasmic reticulum to Golgi vesicle-mediated transport. Bases 1 to 516 code for a protein of 171 amino acids.
AUGACGACUCCAUCAAUAGCCUGCAUAGGCAUAAUAGGCAAACACGAUAACCCUCUCCACAUCGCCCUCUUUCCCCCUCACACCAGCGCGCCGUCCGCGCACCUCGAAUUCUCCUUCCUCCUCAACGCCUCCCUCGAUAUCUUCGAUGCUUGUGCUCGAGACCGGAAUCGCAUCGAUCAGGACCUCGGUAUGCUGCAAGCAAUUGACGAGCGAUUGAGUAUCUGGGGCUGGGAAACAGGGACGGGAACGAGAUUUGCGGUUGUGGUUGAUGCGUGGGGAAGAGGGGGGAAUAGGGGGUUGAGGGGGGUGUCGGAUGGGGAUUUGAGGGGCGCUUUUAAGGCGCUGCAAACAGCGUAUGUACGGCUGUUGCAGAACCCGUUUUACGUGCCGGAUGAACAUACGCCUAUGGCUGUUGCUAGUGGGAGAGGGAAAGGAGGGGAGAUCACGAGUAAGAGGUUUAUUGAGGAGGUAGAGAGGAUUGGCGAGAUCUGGAAGCCGGGCAUGAGUGUAGUGUGA